Brassica oleracea var. oleracea is the source of this 4029-nucleotide messenger RNA. Its product is annotated as translocase of chloroplast 120, chloroplastic-like. Bases 30 to 3728 code for a protein of 1232 amino acids. Gene Ontology annotation, biological process: protein targeting to chloroplast. The record is from RefSeq and is a predicted model, not a curated record. The transcript has 4 exons. Gene Ontology annotation, molecular function: GTPase activity; GTP binding. Gene Ontology annotation, cellular component: chloroplast outer membrane. Lineage: Eukaryota; Viridiplantae; Streptophyta; Magnoliopsida; Brassicales; Brassicaceae.
UCGCACUGUCGCAGGCGAGUAAAAGGCGUAUGAAAAGAUAUUUCUCAGAUCUAGGUAAACACUUUCCGCCAUUGCUGCUCUCCUCGCUCUUUGUGUCAGAUAUGGAAGAGCAGAAGCUUGCAGACGAUAGAAACAGCGAUGAGCAAGUAGAGAGAAUUGAAUUGGUGGUUUCUGAUGUUGAUGCGAGGGAUACCGAAGAUGAGGUCUUUGAGGAAGCUAUCGACAGUUCAAAGCCUGAAUCUUUUCAAGCCGAUGAUGGGUUACACGAGGAUUUACCUUCAGAGGAAGUGAAAGUGCCAGAGGUUAAUGGAGAGAGCCAUGGUGAGGCAAACCUGCAACAUAUAACUACGGGAGAGGCUGCAACAGGUUUUGUGACUUCCCAAAUGAAUGGUGAUGAAGGGGAAGCAGGUGCAGAGAAUGUCAGCGACACUGCUACACUUUCUUUUUCUGAAAAUGGAAUUGUCUCCCCUGAGAAGAAAGCUGUUCUCCUCUCUUUCGGGUCAGAGAAGGAAGAGAAGAAGCUUGGAGACGAUAGAAUCAUCCAUGACCAAGUAGAGAACAGUACAUUACUGGUUUCUGAUGUUGAUGCAAGGGAUACCUAUGAUGAGGUCUUUGUGGAAGCUAUUGACGGUUUCCAAGCCGAUGAUGGGUUGCACGAGGAUUUACCUUCAAAGGCAACUCCUGAACAUUCCAUGGAUGAUCUGGAAGAAGAGAAUAGCAAUGACAAGGAAGUGAAAGAUUCCAAGGUUAGUGGAGAGACCCAUGGUGAGACAAACCUGCAACAUAUAACUGAGGGAGAGGCUGCACCAGGUUUUGUGACUUCCAAAAUGAAUGGGGAUGAGGGGGAAUCAGGUGCAGAGCAUGUGAACGAGAAAGUUACAAGUUCCUUUUCUGAAAAUGGAAUCGUCUCGCCUGAGAAGAAACAGCUGGUGGCUGAAGUGAUCGAGGAAACAAGGAAUGAUGGUACUGAAGAGGAAAACAGGGAGCAAAAUGUUGAUGUAUCAGCUGGUAUGGAAACAGAACAAGAGGCUGGGAAACGUGAAGGAGCAGAUAAGGAUUGCUUUGAGAAUGAGUCUGGGGCACAAAGAAAUGGUGAGACUGUUGCCGAAUACAACACUGUUAAAUGUGCUUCAGGUGAUAGCAUUCAGGUAGCUUCGGGUGAGAAAUCCUUGAAUGAUAGUAUUGAAGUAGAUUGCGCUGGGACCUCAUCUCCAUUGGAGAAAUCUAGUUCCGAGGAAAAUGGAGAGAGUGAAGGUCACAUCAGUAGAGAACAUGAUCCAGCUCAAAACAGUAAUGGAGGACUUGGGGUUGAACAUACUUCUCAACCUAAUAAGGAAUUUGAGAAGCAGCAAGGCAGCAGAGUGAAUAUAAGUCCAGAGAUUAAGGAAAGCCCACAUUUGGAAAGAAAAUCUGAGGUAGCAAAUUCUGUUUCACCAACAGAGUCUAUAAGUCCUGCUCGCCCAGCAGGCCUUGGGCGGGAUGCUCCUCUUUUGGAACCCACCCCACGUGUUCCUCAUCAGCCUCGUGUAAAUGGCAAUGCGUCUCAGAAUCAGUCUGAGCAGGCAGAAGACCCUACCACUGCCGAGACCGAUGAGCAUGAUGAGACCCGUGAGAAGCUCCAGUUGAUCAGGGUCAAGUUUUUGAGGCUUUCACAUAGAUUAGGGCAAACUCCACAUAACGUUGUUGUUGCUCAAGUUUUGUAUAGGCUUGGAUUGGCUGAGCAGUUGAGGGGGAGAAACGGAAGCCGUGUGGGUGCCUUUAGUUUUGAUCGAGCAAGUUCCAUGGCAGAACAACUUGAGGCAGCUGGACAGGAUCCACUUGAUUUUUCUUGUACAGUUAUGGUGCUCGGUAAAAGUGGUGUUGGUAAGAGUGCUACGAUUAAUUCUAUUUUUGAUGAAGUGAAGAUCUGUACGGAUGCAUUCCAGAUGGGGACAAAGAGGGUUCAGGAGGUUGAGGGUUUUGUUCAGGGAAUUAAGGUUCGGGUGAUUGACACUCCAGGUCUCUUACCAUCAUGGUCUGAUCAACACAAGAAUGAGAAAAUGUUGAAGUCUGUUAAGGCUUUCAUCAAGAAAAAUCCACCGGAUAUCGUAUUAUAUCUUGAUAGGCUGGAUAUGCAAAGCAGAGAUUCUGGUGACACGCCUCUCUUGCGCACCAUCACUGAUGUUUUUGGACCAUCAAUAUGGUUUAAUGCCAUUGUGGGUUUGACUCAUGCCGCUUCUGCUCCACCAGAUGGUCCAAAUGGCACUGCUUCUAGCUAUGACAUGUUUGUAACACAACGUUCCCAUGUCAUUCAGCAGGCCAUUCGCCAAGCUGCUGGAGAUAUGAGGCUCAUGAACCCUGUGUCUCUAGUUGAGAACCACUCUGCUUGCAGGACAAAUCGGGCAGGUCAGAGAGUCUUACCAAAUGGCCAAGUGUGGAAGCCUCAUUUGCUGUUACUCUCAUUUGCGUCCAAGAUUCUAGCAGAAGCAAAUGCUCUUCUGAAAUUACAAGAUAAUAAUACUCCAGGGAGACCAUUUGUAGCUCGAUCCAAGGCUCCACCACUGCCACUUCUCCUCUCAUCGUUUCUGCAAUCAAGACCGCAAGCCAAACUUCCUGAAGAGCAGUAUGGUGAUGAAGAAGAUGAAGAUGAUUUGGACGAGUCAUCAGGUUCUGACGAAGAAUCAGAGUACGAUCAGCUUCCUCCUUUUAAGCGAUUGACUAAAUCUGAGAUGGCGAGGCUUAGUAAAUCUCAGAAGAAGCAAUAUCUUGAUGAGAUGGAGUACCGGGAGACGCUAUUUCUGAAGAAGCAGAUGAAAGAGGAAAGAAAGAGACGUAAGAUGUUGAAGAAAUUUGCUGCCGAGAUUAAAGAAUUUGCUAACGGGCAUAGUGAAAAUGUGGAAGAGGAGAGAAGUGAACCUGCUUCUGUUCCAGUUCCCAUGCCAGAUUUGUCUCUACCUGCAUCGUUCGACUCUGACAAUCCUACUCACAGGUACCGGUCCCUUGAUUCCUCCAAUCAGUGGCUUGUUAGGCCAGUCCUGGAAACUCAGGGGUGGGAUCAUGAUGUUGGCUAUGAAGGUGUCAAUGCAGAACGACUUUUUGUUGUUAAAGAAAAGAUACCGAUAUCUUUCUCGGGGCAAGUUACAAAGGACAAGAAAGAUGCAAAUGUGCAGCUGGAAAUGGCCAGCUCGGUUAAACAUGGAGAGGGCAGAUCAACCUCCCUAGGUUUCGAGAUGCAAAAUGCUGGGAAGGAAUUGGCUUACACUGUAAGAAGUGAUACCAGAUUUAACAAUUUUAGGAAACACAAAGCUGCAGCUGGUCUCUCUGUAACGCUCUUGGGUGAUUCGGUGUCUGCGGGUCUGAAAGUUGAGGAUAAGUUGAUUGCUAAUAAAAGGUUCAGAAUGGUUAUGUGUGGAGGGGCAAUGACUAGUCGAGGAGAUGUUGCUUAUGGGGGUAGUUUAGAAGCUCAGUUGAGAGAUAAAGAUUAUCCGCUUGGUAGGUUUUUAUCUACUCUAGGACUUUCUGUGAUGGAUUGGCAUGGGGAUCUUGCUAUCGGAGGGAAUAUACAGUCCCAAGUGCCCAUAGGACGUUCAUCUAAUCUAAUUGCGCGUGCUAAUCUGAACAACAGAGGGACAGGGCAAGUAAGCGUCCGCGUAAACAGCUCUGAGCAGCUCCAACUUGCAAUGGUCGCAUUUGUUCCUCUGUUCAAGAAGCUACUUAGUUAUUAUUCCCCUCAGCAAAUGGAGUAUUGACAAUAAUGAAUAACACUUCGGGUUUCAAUUCACUUACUACAAGAACAUCCUAGAUUGAGAGUUGAAAAGGAACCUUGGUGUGCCCUUUGGGUUGAAAACUUUAAGAACAAAUUGUUGGAGGAGGCCUCUGUUUUCUUUACAUAGCCAGAACACUUGUUCGUUCCUUGUCUAAUUUAAGCGUAGUGGUGGUUUUAUUCUCUUUUCAAAACCUUUGUAUGGCUUUCUGUUCAUGUCUACCUCUGGAUUUUUCAUAAAGCUUGUUAAAAUUAUGCUGCAAUCUACUUGUUGAUUUUAAGACACC